Messenger RNA from Nestor notabilis (Kea), 222 nucleotides. It is a transcript of the gene GNG12, whose product is annotated as guanine nucleotide binding protein (G protein), gamma 12. Gene Ontology annotation, biological process: G protein-coupled receptor signaling pathway. Gene Ontology annotation, molecular function: G-protein beta-subunit binding. The record is from RefSeq and is a predicted model, not a curated record. The transcript is spliced from 2 exons. Bases 1 to 222 code for a protein of 73 amino acids. Gene Ontology annotation, cellular component: heterotrimeric G-protein complex. NCBI's taxonomy places the organism in Eukaryota, Metazoa, Chordata, Aves, Psittaciformes, Psittacidae.
AUGUCUGGCAAAACUGCUAGCACGACCAACAACAUCGCUCAGGCCCGAAGGACUGUCCAGCAGCUGAGAAUAGAAGCCUCCAUAGAAAGAAUAAAGGUGUCAAAAGCAUCAGCAGACCUAAUGCUCUACUGUGAAGAACACGCCAAGAAAGAUCCGUUGCUAAUGGGCAUUCCAGCUUCUGAGAACCCUUUCAAGGACAAGAAAACCUGCAUUUUGUUAUAG